GUCGGCUAUGCAUUGCAUUAGGCUGCGCUCAACGGCGAAUAUAAUACGGUCUCGACCCCAUCUAUCUGCCCACUUUUUCCCCCUUAGCUUAAGCCCCUGGAAUGAUUACCAUGGAACUCAGCUCCUUAGACACAACACGUCCUCCCGAGAACGAAUCCGACUUAGUUAUUUUCGACGACGAUGGCACCGGUCAGUUGCGUCAGCAAGAGACUCCCGACUUGGCAGCAUUUCUGAGUUCCUCUCGACACUACUCCACCCAAGUUAUCUUUACCAAGCAUGGGCUGCUUCAAGAAAGCCCCGACCUUGCGAAGCUCCCUGCCGAUUUCCGGCGUACUUUCGAAGCAGACCUGAACGGGUCGUUUCACAAUGAGUAUAUCUUCAAUGGGAACGAAAUGACGAACCAUGUAUCUUGGUCCAUGUUCAAAAUCAAGCUGGUCAAAUCACCGAUCGCGUAUAAAUGGUUAGAGCCUUCCAUUUUCGUUGAUUGGGAUAUCGAAGCCAAUCGUCAAAGAAUCUUCUUCGUCGAUGUACCUUCUACCCAGCGGAAGCAGAUUGUCAACAAGUUUCCCACUCAGAAUAUGCGGGAUCGUAAUCCGUAUAUCUGGCACGCGGUAUUUGCGCAUGAAAUCGCGCACCUAUACGAAACGUCUUUCUGGAAUCAACGGGAUGUUAUCAGGAACGUCGAAAAGUUACGAAACGCAUCAAGCAAGAAUCUCCCAAUAUUCCUAAAAGGCCUAAACGACAGCGCUCGUCACGCCGUCCACCUGAACGAGACCAUGGAGGUAGCCGACCACACCAUGAACAGGUUGCUCGCGGAACAUGUCCGCUGGCGUAGCGAGUUCCAAACCUACGUGAGUGACGGAGAAGCGAACGCCAUCCGCUGCACCUAUCUCCAAACCGACCAAAAACUAGCCUUCGUCGGAAAAGAAAUCCACUCAACCAGGGUCAGGGCCAAGACAUUGACCGAUCGACUGGCCUCUGAGAUCCAACUCGCGAACACGCUCGUCUCCCAUGAAAUGAGUAAACACACCCGCUAUGACAGCAUGGUGAUGAGAACCCUGAGCUUCGUGGGUAUGAUCUAUCUUCCUGGGACCUUUGUUUCCGGCAUCUACGGCUCCAACUUUUUCGACUUCCAGUCUGGUGAGAAAGAGUCGUGGGAGAUGUCGCACGAGUUCUGGCAGUAUUGGGCCGUUACGAUUCCGCUGACGCUGGCGACAUUUGUGGUCUGGGCCUUGUGGCAUUAUCGGGCUAAAUUGGGGUUUUGGAGGAAGGGUAAGCAGGAUGAAAAUAAUAUGGUAUGAUGUUUGGUAUUUCGCUCAUAGAAGGGCAUAUAUAUAUAUAUAUAUAGUUGAAUGUUAUGAGUUACAAUCUUUUUCGGUUGAGAUAUAGCGCUAUGGAGAUUGAUGUAUAUAUGGGUAAGGGAUGAUUUUGUCGAUUAUAUGGGAGCAAUGGAGUUAUGUGUAGG
Messenger RNA from Aspergillus alliaceus, 1465 nucleotides. RefSeq lists its product as uncharacterized. Gene Ontology annotation, biological process: metal ion transport; transmembrane transport. Gene Ontology annotation, cellular component: membrane. Gene Ontology annotation, molecular function: metal ion transmembrane transporter activity. The record is from RefSeq and is a predicted model, not a curated record. The transcript has 8 exons. Lineage: Eukaryota; Fungi; Ascomycota; Eurotiomycetes; Eurotiales; Aspergillaceae. The coding region runs from base 102 to 1301 and encodes 399 amino acids.